UGCGACAACACCAAGAGUAGAAAAUUUCUUGUCGGCACGUGUUCCCCGGUUAUUGUAACAGAAACCUUGUUCUCGAGAGGAGGAACUUAGGCCCUGAGGGCAAACUAACUUGAUCGCAGCGGGCACCAUUUAUCGAUUCUCUGAACACAUGACACUUUGUAUGUGGUAAUGAUCUCACUGCAAAAAUAUUCCAAUACGCUCGAUAGAAUUUCUACAUAUUGCUAUGAAGUGUGUUGUCUUGUUCAUUUGAGUUCUUAUUGAUAAUGCUUUUGAAAUACACAAGCAAGCAAAAACUAAUGAAGCAAUGUCCCGACGUUUCAGCGACCUCACGACGCCAUUAUAAAACAAUUAAGGCCACGUUUGAAUGUACAAACAGAUUCGAUCCGCCCUAAAGUCUUCGCCUAACUUAACUUCAUUUAUGUAAAUCUAGAGGUCUUAGCUCUUUUGAACUCGCUCUCAUUUAUUCAUUCCUUGAUGACGGCGUCGUGAGGUACGUCGCCGAAACGACGGGCCAUUAUAUCUUUCGUCUUUACUUGCUUAUGCAUAUGAGUUCUGCUACCCAAAUUAAGCAAAGAUCCGAACCAACAAAAAAUCUUUACUUAAUGUGGUUAUUAUAAUUUCUUUUUAAGGUAAGCAACAAGAGUUUUAAAAAUAAAGCUGGAUACUACCUCAUUGAAGGGGCCAAUCAUGGCAUAACUGGAACAACAAGCCUGUCGCAGUGUCAAAUGAGCGGAGUGUUCGAAGUUGGAAAAACCAAUGGAAUACCUUUCUACAAGAACAAGGCUUCUGGCUGGUACUUGGCCAUAAAACCUAACGGACAGGUCUACAUGACGCCAGUGGAGAACAACGACACGCAAAUCUACUCCGUAACAGACAGCACAGAUCAACACAUUGUUUACUUGUAUCGUAUCGUUAUUACUUCUGGCGAAAAAAAACGUCUAUACCUGGAUAUUACUCCACAGAGCAGGACAGUAGACGUUAACUCUACCAACCGCACAACACAAUUCAAUGUUAGAAGCGGCAAAAAAACCUGUUAGUGCGUAACCCCAUUAUAGGACAUUUUAUCCAUCUUUAGAACUUAUCAAUCCCUUAAAAGUUAGAACUAUCUCUAAUAAGUUUUAAGUUUCGUUUCGCUGUAACGUUGCCAAUAAUUGACUGACUAACUGACCGGCUGGCUGACCGACUGACUUACUGACCAACUGGCUGACUGACUGAUUGAUUGAUUG
This is a messenger RNA of Orbicella faveolata, 1226 nucleotides long. RefSeq lists its product as uncharacterized. The record is from RefSeq and is a predicted model, not a curated record. NCBI's taxonomy places the organism in Eukaryota, Metazoa, Cnidaria, Anthozoa, Scleractinia, Merulinidae.